AUGGAAGGAGGUUCUAGUAGGUUGCCUUCGGAAGAGGUGUAUGCUCCAUUUGAGGAACCCAAUACUUGUAUUACGGGAUCAGGUGAGAGACCGGAUUGUAACCAAUCAGUAAUACAGAAUGUGAAGAGCUCAUUAAAUCUAUGGCCGAGUAUUGAUCAAACGUUGGCCCCUAUAAUUGUGAAGAACUAUUAUAACUCCUGUAUGAUGGGUGAGAGUAACUUGGAUUAUUAUGACCCUUGUAAAUUUUUUUAUUUUUGGUUGGGCAGUCAAAUAAGGGGCAAAUUGCCUAGCGGGAUCCCAUUUGGGACUUCUAUGAGUGCAAUUUACAUGCAGCUGAGCAGUUUAAGUUCUAAGCACAAGUGCAAGCUUUUCUACUAUGAUAAUAAUGACUUGGAAAUUUUCAAACAUGCCAAAGAUCUGCACGAUUUUGAAUAUAAUAUUAAAGCUCUCGAGGCAGGGAAAAAAGGAAAUUGUAAUGACUACUCUUCCACCUAUACCAACUAUAACACAAAUCUUACUGCAGCUCAAACUGCAUAUGAAUGGUUAUGUAAGAAGUGCGGAAGUUUGUCAGGGUAUACGUAUUGUCAGGAAUUUGAUGAUAAAUAUAGAAAAAAUAAGCUGAGUACAAAGUAUAAGAAUUUUUCAGAAUUAACUUGUACUGACGCAUCAUCUAAAAAGGUCGAAGCAAAAAAAGAAGAAUCAGAAUCGGAAGAAGACGACGAUGAUUAUGAUGAGGACAACCCCCUAUUGAACAUAGAAGAAAUAGAGGUAGACGGACCUUUGAGUACAUUACCUUCCAGGAAAGACUACUACAAAUUGUUUGAUGAAGGCAUGAGCAAAUGUAAUGGGGAAGAUUGGUCUUGGCCCAAUCAAAUCAAGGCUGUAUUAGAGGAUGAUGAUAAGAUUAAGGACCAUGCGGUGCAAAUUUCGAAGGCCUUGUGCCACGUAUAUGGGGAAAAGGGGAAGGACAACCAAACUAGGAAGCUCACGGAGGAGUAUUGUGAUUUUUUCUAUUUUUGGGUAGGAAAAAUGUUCUGGAGUAGUACAAAUAAACAAACAUUCAAAGAAAUUAUGGAAAAAAUUAAAGUUGCUGUGGGACGCAGUGAAACUGAACAUGGUUGUUCUUUUCGCUUUCCAAUUAAGGGAAGAAAUUAUUUUUUUCACAGUAAAAUUUUAUUCGAUUAUUACGAAAACAAAGAUGAUAUGAAAACUCGCUUACAGCAGAUCGGUGAGGACGUUGCCUCAAAGUGUGAUGAUCCAUACUAUAAGUACUUCCUUCAAGCACAUGAAGCAUAUAAUUAUAUGAACCAAAAAUGUCCAUCGGCAGAUAAGAAAAGCACUAAUAAUGAGUGGUGUGCAAAAUUUAAAGAAAUAUAUGGAGAUUGUACUAAUGGAGGUGAGGAUGAUGGAAAAUCUCAUUGUAAAGUGGCAAGGACACCACUACCAUCAUCAGAACAAUGCAAUAGUCACUCCAAACCGGACACACUAGACACUACAUCUUCCUCUACUGCUAACGACACCAAUUCUGUCACACCUGGUGUUGUAGCUGGUAGUACAUUGGCAACAGUUGGAUUACCAGCAAUCGGUUUCUUUUUAUACAAAUAUACUUCCCUAUUUGAUGGAAUAAAAAAAUCCCUCUUUGGUGGCAGCAAUAAUACAGGAGGAAGGAGUAGGGGAAGAAGAUCUACCAUUGGACGCCAACACUUUGACGACACUUCCACAGACAAUGAUUCUUCCACAAUGGGAGACGGUUCAUCCACACUAGGGGACGACGGUUCCACCACCCUCGGUGGUGGUGGGGAAUCGUCCACUUUAAGUGGUAGCUCCACCGAUAUUUCUACCAUCUAUGAGGAUGGUGAUGGAGGACGACGACGAUCAUCACCACCAUCUAGGAAACCAUAUAAUACACAAGAAAAUCGAAAUAUACGUUAUCAAAACAUAUAA
Plasmodium knowlesi strain H is the source of this 1944-nucleotide messenger RNA. Its product is annotated as KIR protein. The record is from RefSeq and is a predicted model, not a curated record. The transcript has 4 exons. The coding region runs from base 1 to 1944 and encodes 647 amino acids. NCBI's taxonomy places the organism in Eukaryota, Apicomplexa, Aconoidasida, Haemosporida, Plasmodiidae.